Molecule: messenger RNA, 4188 nt
Organism: Conger conger (European conger)
Lineage: Eukaryota; Metazoa; Chordata; Actinopteri; Anguilliformes; Congridae
Gene: arfgap3
Product: ADP-ribosylation factor GTPase activating protein 3
Exons: 17
Coding region: 134-1738 (534 amino acids)
Biological process (GO): COPI coating of Golgi vesicle
Molecular function (GO): GTPase activator activity
Source: RefSeq, a predicted model, not a curated record
GUGUUGGAUGCAGAAUCCGGAAGCGUCUGUAUCCACAGCGAGAGCUCGGUGAUGUGGCGACGGUCGACGCUUGGCUGAUGAAGUUUGUCUAGGUGCUCCGUAACUUGGCUAACGACAGGUAGCUAACUGAAAUAUGGCAGAUCCAAGCAAGCAAGAGAUUGCAACCAUCUUCAAACGGCUGCGCUCAGUGCCCACGAAUAAGGCAUGCUUCGACUGCAAUGCUAAGAAUCCCAGCUGGGCCAGCAUCACCUAUGGAGUCUUUCUGUGUAUUGACUGUUCUGGAACACAUAGGUCUCUUGGUGUGCACCUGUCCUUCAUCAGGUCUACAGAGCUGGACUCCAACUGGUCCUGGUACCAGUUACGCUGCAUGCAGGUGGGGGGGAACGCCAACGCGAUGACCUUCUUUCAUCAUCACAACUGCACAGGGGCUGCAGCCAACUCCAAGUACAACAGCAGAGCUGCACAGCUCUACAGAGAGAAGGUCAAGACCCUGGCCACUCAGGCCACCAGGCAACAUGGCACAGAGCUGUGGCUGGACAGUCAGGCACCCCUCUCUCCUACAUCACCUCAAAAGAAGCAGGAGGACUUCUUCAGCCUGGACGCACACCUUGAACCUGGUUCAUCUCCGGCGAGCCUAGAUCUCACGACAGCAGAGCAGACCAAAGGGCAGGAGAUCCCGGGAGCAGACGAUGGAGGACCAGAGGAGGGCCCAAGUGUGGAACUGCUCAGUGUCUCUCCCAAAGCUGCUUUGGCAGACUCAUCUUCCAUCUUGCAUAGUAAAGAGCCCUCUCUCAUCAGGAAGAAGCCGGGUCCGGCUAAGAAAACGCUCGGCUCAAAGAAGGGAGGCUUGGGGGCUCAGAAGGUGAGCAGUAAGAGCUUCUCGGAGCUGGAGAAACGCGCACAGGCCGUGGACAAACAACGGGAGCGCGACGAGGUCGUGCAGAAGCCCAGCGAGUCGGAGGAACCCAUGGCGUCCUCCCUGCGGCUGGCCUACAAGGACCUGGAGGCGCAGCGUAAGAAGGAGGAGCAGCAGUUGAAGAACAUGGAGGGGAAGAAGAAGGAGCAGGCCGAGAGGCUGGGGAUGGGCCUGACCGGCCGGAGCGGCGUGUCUCACUCGGUGCUGUCCGACAUGCACACCAUCCAGCAGGAGUCCCCCGCCGAGGCAAAGUCGUCCUGGGGCAGGAAGUACACGGCCGAGGACGACGGUGAAGACGAAGGCUCCUUCUCUUCAAAGUUCUCAAAAAUGUCCUCGAGAUACACCGAUGAGUUUUCCGAACCUCCCGGAAAGUUCUCCCAGUGGGGGGAGAGCAGAGGGUCCUCUGGGAAGCAGGAGAGCCUGAAGCCAGAGCCAGACUUCUUCCUCAGCUCAAAGACAUCAUUUGAUGAAAGGACGACGAGACGAAAACACGAACUGGAGCCCAUCUCUUCCACGGAUGACGCUCAGAAGAAGUUUGGCAACGCCAAGGCCAUCUCCUCCGACAUGUUCUUCGGGAAGCAGGACGACUCGGAGUAUGAGACCAGGACUAGACUGGAGGGGCUCUCUGGCAGCUCUGCCAUCAGCUCAGCCGACCUGUUCGACGAGCAGAAGAAACAGACAGGGUCGUACAGCCUGACGAACGUCCUGCCCAAUGCCCCUGACAUGUCUCAGCUCAAACUCGGGGUCCGGACCGUCGCAGGCAGGCUUUCCGUUAUGGCCAGCGGGGUGAUGUCAUCCAUCCAGGACCACUAUAGCACUUGACUGGCCAUCGCACCUGUGGUUUAGCAGAAGUGCAGCUCAGCACGCGUGUUGUACAUAUCUCUACCGCGGUGGGAUCUUUCCUCUGCAAGGUGUACGUCUGAAGGAAAAGACUCGCAUCUCAGCAGCAGUUACAAUGAAGAUUUUUUUUUUUUCCCUGUACACCGAAGCUUUUUUUCUGGUAUGUGGUUUUGUGUAAUCUUGAAACUGAGAUAUUUCAAAAUGUUUAUUUAGGACCGGUUCAAGAGCUCUGGUGUCGCCUAUUGUAAAAGCGGACUUUUGCACUGCCUGUCCUGACAAAGGGAAGAACGAAUUUUUGAGGCAAGUUUUACUGUGGCUUGCUGCUUUAGCAUUUUAUUUUGGAUUUGAUGCAAAGAAUCAGAUGUAUAUGUCUGUAUAAAUUUCACAAGAGGUGAUCUCUGAGUUUUGCUGCUUCUUUGCAAAUAUGAGGCUGGAUUAAAUAUUAAAUGAAUAUUAAAGAUUAAAUAUAAUGCUUCACAUUACUGAAAAGGCCUUAAAUCAGCCUUAAAGGUCAUAUUCUAGCCUCAUUCUGAAUGAUCAGGUUACUCUAACCCACAGCUGGCCUUUGUGUCAAAAUUGAGGCAAAAGAGGCUUUGCUUGCUUGCACCCAGAACUGCUUUUAAAUUGCCCCUCAAAGUGACCUUAAAAUGGCAUGCUGACUAUCACAGCUAUCCUUUGAGUAUGCUGGAGGCUCUGGCAGUGGCAGGACUGUAGUAAAUAAUUUGCCCAGCAUUCAGAUCCACUCAAACUGAUAGUGUAGACUCUUGAUCAUCUCUCUCUCACAGAUCUUGCUCUGCAUGGGUGAACGCACCGCUAAACACGCAUAGCAGAGGGCAUUUUGGGAAAUGUAUUGUGGAGGAAAGUCCAUGCUAUACUUGUUCUUUCUGACUUUUUGCAGAAGAGCAGGUUCUACCACAUUUCUUUAUAAUGUAGCGGUAGUGUGUCCUCUGAUGUGGAGAGGAUAUUUGCUGUGGUUUGAGCGGAGUUAUUUCUGCUUUGAGUGGUGGUCUGAAUGUAGCCAUUUCAACAGUGUACCUGUGUGGUGUGUUUUAUCUUGGUUUUACAACACUAAGUGCACAGAGCUACUUUGAUGUUGAGUAGCAAUUUCAAUGAUGAAGUAGACAAUCAUUUUCUGAUCUUGAGCUAUUAAUUCCCAUGAGAAAGCAUUAUUAGACUGUUUGUUUGGCCAAAAUUGGGGGGGAAAACAAGGCAUUCAACCAAUGCAUCACACUGCCCAGAACAAUAUAAUCAAUGCACUUUUCACUUAGAAUAAUUUUAGUCCCGAUAUCUUUAUUGCGCAUUCCUCAGCUGGUUAGGGAGUCUGAUAACUUGUCACUGUGGAAAUUAGUUAUUGAGCCUUACAUAGUGGAAUUCUGUGAGUGUCUUCAUUAAUACUAGCAUUUCACAGUUAAUAUCUUGCUAUAUCAGCCAAAAAUAUUUUUGCACAAUCCUCAUGAUUUUAUUUUGAUGAGGUUUAUUCAAGUUGAUUAUUCGAACUUUAGUUUAAUCAGAUUUACAACUGCCGCCUUUUCUGCUUUUUUAAUGUAUGCUGUUGGGGAUGUGUGCUUCAGUAUGGCUUGAAGCUUCUGCAUGCACAAUUCACGCGUGAAGGCUUGAGCACAGAAUCAAGUGGCAUUAAGUGGCCACUGGAGGGCAGACAUACACAGAGCCAUGCGAUCUGCAGUCUAUAAGAUCUGUGUAUCUAUUGCUCUGGCCAUAUUUCUGUAUCAUCUAUUUUCCAGGUUUUCGUGGAAAAUUACCUCCAUGUUUAGAGAUAAAAUAGAAAUAAAAAUCCAAAAAAAAGAAAGAAAGAGAGCACUCUAUGAAAUCCAAACCAUUCCAAGGCCAAAUUGUGUCGCAAUUUCGACAAAACAAUGAAGAUAAGGUGCCUUCAUUCGGAGAGUAUGGUGGUUGUGAAAGGCCCUGUGCGAUCACUUCUUUAUUCAGCAUUGUAAUUUAUGUAAUUAAUUGCAUUAUAAUUCGAAAUGGCAAUACCAAAUCCUCCUGUAGGGGCAAUAUAAAAACUUAGUUGCUUUCAGGGUUAAAAAAAAAAUCUCAUGUUGAAUCUCAACUGAAUAAAGUAGGCUUAGCCUUCUUUACGUAUACCAAUUAAAGACAUUCGAUUGCACGGAGUCUUUAAUAAAAGCUACAUACAUGCGCAUACAUCGUUUUGCUGGAAUUCAAAUUUUUAUGUAGGGUGAAUUCAGGUCCCAAAUUACCUGACUUCACCCUACUCAUGUACAGACUAAAGCAAGCUUGAAUUUAUAUAUGCUUUUGUUGCACAGUAUAGGGAACCACGCAUCAGUUAAGCACAUGGAUGAAUGGGCUAAGGUGACUGUAGUACUGCAUCACAAUCUGAGACAGCCAGUUGACUGUGUCCAAAAAAUAAAAACUGCCAGCUCAAAUGUUGAAUAAACUGUUGCUCCCCUAAA